AUGGGCAAAAUCAAUCUCACAGCCCUGCGGGUGCGACAAACCGCGCUCAGCCAAUUCGCCAGCGGAAAGACCAGCAAGCUGCCACAAUGGGUCGACGUCGUUGGUGACAUUCCUCCUGCCGAGACCCUCGUCCGUACUCGUCCUCCUCAGCACCAGCUUGUUCAACAGCGCCUGAAGACUAUUACUGGAACCACGAAGCCGCAGGUCGUCUUCCAAGUCCAAGAGAAGCGCCGGAAACCCAAGAAGCCCAGCCGCACCUUCAUGCCCGUCGAGCUCAAAUACGAAGAAGAUCAAUUGCGAACCGAAUUUUUCAGGGAUCACCCUUGGGAACUUGCCCGACCCCGUGUGCUGCUUGAAAGUACCGGUAAGGACUUUGAGCAUUAUGAUUGGAGCCGGAUUGAACAGCCCGGAAAGCGACUAGAUGGUGAAAGUGUUGUCCAGCGACAGCUGUGGCUCUUGAACAACGUCCCGGAUAUCAGCAAAAGCACCGCCUACGACAUCGCCCGCCGAGAAUUCUAUCGACUUCGACUUAAGGAAGAUAUCCAGCGGCGUGUUGCUGCCGAAGAGGCAGCCGCAUACGGCGCAGAAUUCGGACCAUCAUACAUGGACAUUGGUAUGCAGCAGGAGAGCGAGCAAUACGACAAAUGGGUUGCCUGGGCUCGUAACCAGGCACAGAUCCAGGGCCAACGGGCAGCAGCUCUCAGUGGUGCUCCAGAUUUGGGGACGGAGAAUGAGGUCGAUGCUGUCGAGGCUGAUGAGAGCGAGGAAGUGGCCACCCAGUAA
Messenger RNA from Penicillium antarcticum, 783 nucleotides. RefSeq names its product mitochondrial 37S ribosomal protein mS23 (gene rsm25). NCBI's taxonomy places the organism in Eukaryota, Fungi, Ascomycota, Eurotiomycetes, Eurotiales, Aspergillaceae. Gene Ontology annotation, molecular function: structural constituent of ribosome. Gene Ontology annotation, cellular component: mitochondrial small ribosomal subunit. The transcript is spliced from 2 exons. The coding region runs from base 1 to 783 and encodes 260 amino acids. The record is from RefSeq and is a predicted model, not a curated record.